Molecule: messenger RNA, 870 nt
Organism: Mycena indigotica
Lineage: Eukaryota; Fungi; Basidiomycota; Agaricomycetes; Agaricales; Mycenaceae
Exons: 3
Coding region: 1-870 (289 amino acids)
Molecular function (GO): peroxidase activity
Source: RefSeq, a predicted model, not a curated record
AUGGCGGGCCCGCUGUUCUACGCGUACAUCGCGCUCUGGGACGCCUACCUCACGCUCGCGAACCUGCUCACCCCGCAGCGCAAGCCCGGCGCCGUCGUCCCCGCGGGCCACCCCGGCGCGCGCGGCGUCUGGCCGGAAUAUGUGCCGCCGAAGGAGGGCGACAGCCGCUGCUGCUGCCCCGCGCUCAACGCGAUGGCCAACCACGGCAUCCUCCCACAUGAUGGACGCCGCAUCUCGUUCGCGGAGAUGGGCGCGAAGAUCGCGGCGGCGUACAACUUCGGGGGCACCUUCUGCCGCUUCGUCCCGCAGUACGCGGCCGACAUGCUCCACAAGGACUUCCACAAGGACACGUUCGACCUCGCCGAGCUGAACCUGCACAACGGCAUCGAGCACGACGCCUCGCUCACCCGGCGCGACGCGCACUUCGACGCCGCGCAGGACGCGCCGCACCUGCCCUACGUCGACGCGCUGCUGUCCGCCGCGUCCGGCCCGGGCGGCGCGCUCACCCUCGAGGACCUCGCGCGCGUCAGCGCCGGGCGCAGGACCGAGUCGCGCCGGGACAACCCCGCGUUCUCGCUCGCGAAGGUGCACAAGGGGUUCUCGGGCGCCAACUCGACGACGCUGCUGAGCAUCUUCGGCGGGCGCGUCGCGGACCUGGCGGCGAUGCUGAAGGAGGAGCGCAUCCCGCCCGGGUGGGAGCCCGCCGUGCGCGCGCGCAAGGGGCUCACGUUCAUCACGUUCAACCGCACCGUCGCGCGGCUCGAGAAGGCGACGGGGCGCUUCGAGCAGGAGCUCGCGCUCGCCAGUGCGGCGGGGGCCGGCGGGGUCGGCGCGGCGGGCAACGGGAGUAGGGAGGGGCUGGUGGACUGA